This is a messenger RNA of Zootermopsis nevadensis, 454 nucleotides long. The record is from RefSeq and is a predicted model, not a curated record. Lineage: Eukaryota; Metazoa; Arthropoda; Insecta; Blattodea; Termopsidae.
ACAGGCUUCUAAUGUGCGAUUCAUUUUAUUUCUUUUUACUGCAAAACUUCUGUCUACGAAGAUGGCGUAUGAGUUUCCUGAUGGAAAUGGAUAUUUACAAAACUCAGCUGGUGGAUCAGUACCUGCCGUUAACAGGAAAUAUAAAAAGAAGUGUAAAAGAACACUCAGUGACUUAGUUUUUGAAACAGCAGCUCUUUGUGACGAAGUUUUUCUGAUGAAAAAAAAGAUACUCAUUGUGAAGGAAGAAACGAUGUUUUAUCGCGAGAAACUACAUGAUCUUCAGGAUAUUGCAGAAAGCCACAAAAUUAAGCCAAUUCCUCUUGAUAUAACUGGUCGUCCUGUUUUCCCGAUUGCGCUCGGAGGAUUAACGGUACAUAGCCUGGGAGAGGUGAGAACAAGAUUUUAUUUUGAAUCAUCUUACAAUAAACAUACUGCAUAAUACCAGUUUAGUUAA